Messenger RNA from Hevea brasiliensis (rubber tree), 1501 nucleotides. Its product is annotated as VAN3-binding protein. The transcript has 9 exons. Lineage: Eukaryota; Viridiplantae; Streptophyta; Magnoliopsida; Malpighiales; Euphorbiaceae. The record is from RefSeq and is a predicted model, not a curated record. Bases 77 to 1432 code for a protein of 451 amino acids.
CAAUUUCACUUCAUUUCCCAAGUUAAAUAUCCAACUAUUCUACUUCUCUUCGUUAGCUUUCUCUUUAUUUCUUAGCAUGAGAACUUGCACCAAAGGCCAAAUUGCAGAAGAGUCAGAACCUAGUGGAGAUAGCAUGCUCAGAAUGAGCUCUAGCAGCACAAAGAGCUUAUCACAAAAGCUGGAGAAUAUAGAUGAAAAUGGUCCUGUUCUUUGGCAAGCAGUCUCAUGUGACGCACCUGAAACUCCUACCGAGUCCAUGGAGUUUCUUGCUAGAUCAUGGAGCCUUUCAGCCAUGGAACUCUCUAAAGUUCUUUCCAAAACACAUGUAGCUUCUGAAAACGUUGAGAAGCCUCCUUGGUUUUCUGCUCAAGCUGAAGGGCAAGAUGCAAGUGCUACAGCUCCCACAGAAUCUCAUUUUCAACAGUUAACUAGUGGUGGUAAUGGCAGCCCUCCAAUAUCUUCAAGGGAUAGUGAAGAAAUGAAGGAACUAAUUUUACUUCAUCAAGCACUCAACCCAGAAUUCCUUUCAAGUCAACAACUGCUCAAAACUGGGCUAUACAAGAGCAUAAUUAAAGGGAGAACAAUGGGAAGAUGGUUGAAGGAUCAAAAAGAGAGGAAGAAACAGGAGAUCAGAGCUCAUAAUGCACAACUACAUGCAGCUGUAUCUGUUGUAGGGGUCGCUGCUGCUGUUGCAGCUCUAGCUGCCUCAAAUGCGAUGUCAGUGGAAAUGGCUUCAACCUGCCAGAAGGCACAUUCCAAAACACCAGCUGCAAUGGCUUCAGCAGCAGCUCUAGUAGCAUCUCACUGCAUCGAGAUUGCAGAGGAAAUGGGUGCUGAACACGACCAAAUCUUAACAGUUGUCAACUCUGCUGUAAAUGCAAGGACUAGUGGAGAUAUCAUGACCCUAACAGCUGGAGCGGCUACAGCCUUACGAGGAGCUAACGCUCUAAGGGCAAGACUGCAAAAGGGACAUGGAAGUACAGCCUUUGCUCUGGUGGAGGAAAAGGGUGAAGAAGGCAAAGAAUCUAACAUCUUGGCAGCGCUGAACUUUGUGACAAGAGGGGGAGAACUUCUCAAACUUACAAGGAAAGGAGCUCUCCACUGGAAGCAAGUUUCUUUUAACAUCAAUUCAAAUUGGCAGGUGGUAGCUAAAAUGAAAAGCAAGCACAUGGCGGGAACAUUCACAAAAAAGAAGAAGUGCGUAGUGUCUGGAGUAUACAGAGACAUACCAGCGUGGCCUGGAAGGGAGAAAGAAGACUGCAACGAGCAAAGAUCUUACUUUGGGAUAAAAACAGCUGAAAGAGUGAUAGAGUUUGAGUGCAGAAGUAAAGAUGACAAACAGAUGUGGACUGACGGGAUUCAGCAUAUGCUCAGUUGCCGUACCAAUAUAAAAUCAGAGGCAAAUUUCAAUUGCUGCAAAACUAGCUUUUGACUUCGCAAAGUGACUAACAAGAAAUGUAUAUCUUAGACUUCCUUGAAAAUGUAAAUGCACUUAUGACAA